AGCUCCCAUGGUUCGAGCUAAUCGAGGAAGAAAUGGUAUGUAUACUCGUAUUUGUGUAACAUUUCGUUUGCUAAUGAUAUUAAAAAAUUGAAUGGAUGGAGGUAGGGUUUAUGUGGUUCUAUCGUCCUGGCGAGAGGAUGCCGGCGUGCGCGUCACCGGCUGGGGCUCCGCGCACAAGGCGGUGCGAGAUCUCUGCCUCGCCAGGGAGCGCGGCGCCGGGAGCGGCGGCAUUGCGCGGCGAUGGAGCAAGCUUAGCCGGAAUCUCAGGGGCAAGGUGCUGGAGCAGCUGGUCGAGAAGGAGGAGCUCGAGAUCGCGCUUGCGGUGUACAAUGAGGAGGCGAGGAAUGUGCGAAUCCAUGGCCACAUUGCGGCGUUGAUGGCCAAGGCGCGGGAGACGGUGGAGGCGGAUGCGUUUGUUGCGGGAUUUGAUGACGAGCUGGGGGAAUCCGAGAGAGUGAAGUUCCGCUGCGCGCUCUUGGAGUUCUACGCGAGGUAUGGGUUGUGGGAGAGAGCUCACAGGGAGUUUGGAGAGCUAGAGGGAUUGGGCAGAGCAGCCGCAGCAGCUGGGCGGAGAGCGCUGUUCCAAGCCCAGGCAAAGUUUGGCGAUCCAUUUGAGGCGGAGGAAACACUCAACUCGAUCAAAGCUAGCGGGGAAAGGGUCUCCUCCCGGAGUUACAAGUCGUUGCUCGUCUCGUUUGGAAGGGCUGCCAUCUACGGCAAAGUUGACGAGGUCUUGGAAGCCAUGCUCAAGGCUGGGCACAAGCUGGAUGCAGCCACUUUCAACACGAUGCUCGCAGCGUAUGGGACUCACAGGAAGUAUAGGGAGAUGCUAGAGGUGAUGGAGAUGAUGGAGGAGGCCAGGAUUGGAUUGACAGUUCUCUCCUGGAACGCAGUCAGCAACGCUUGCCCGGUGCUCACUUCGCUAGCCCAGCUUACCGGUGAUGCUCAAGAGCCGGAGUCACUCCUCGGCGCCACGGAUUUGCUCUCUACACUGGAUGGCUCGGACGAAGAACUGGAGCUGGUCAGGAAGCUAGUGACGAUGAAUCUCCCGCUUGGAUCGGUGGAUUGGUCGGCGGAGGUGUGGAAGCUGGACAUGCACAGCUUGACACCCGGGGCAGCGUAUCUCACACUUCUGUGCUGGCUCGACGAGGCAAAGCGGAAGUUUGUAUCGGGUGCUAGAGUUCCCAGGGAGAUCGAGGUGGUCACGGGAUGGGGAAAGCACAGCAAAGUGGAGGGAAGCUCCGAGGUGAAGAAUGCCGUGCUGAGAUGCCUGAGGAGCGCCAAGAGUCCUCUCAAGAUUGACAGGGAGAACAAGGGGAGAAUGCUCGGCCGGGGGCACAAACUCAAGGAGUGGCUGCUAGCUUCUUGCAACGCUUGCGAGCUCGGAACUCAUGGAAGCUAUCAACUGUGAUCUCGAUGAUCAUCGUGAACGCUAUGCUCAUCAGCUCUAUAAGCUUCUCACUCCAGAAGAAUUACUUUGCCCUUGCAGAAAAUUAAAACUUCUCUAUGGUGGAAGAUCUAUGCUAAA
This is a messenger RNA of Selaginella moellendorffii, 1528 nucleotides long. Its product is annotated as pentatricopeptide repeat-containing protein At2g17033-like. The record is from RefSeq and is a predicted model, not a curated record. The transcript is spliced from 2 exons. Bases 92 to 1411 code for a protein of 439 amino acids. NCBI's taxonomy places the organism in Eukaryota, Viridiplantae, Streptophyta, Lycopodiopsida, Selaginellales, Selaginellaceae. Gene Ontology annotation, molecular function: protein binding.